AUGGCAACAGCAUCACCAUUACCACAAUCUGCCUAUUUAACUUUGUUUGAGGAAAAUAACAAGCCCUCAAAGAAAUUCACAUUAAAAUCAAAUAAAUUCACUAUUGGAAGUGGUUUGGAAAACAGUCUUAGAAUUCAUUUACCUGGUGUAUCUACACUUCAUACUGUAAUCGAAUUGGAAAAUGGAAAUGCAAUCUUAUCCAAUGCAAGCAAGACCAAUCCAACUUUUUUAAAUGAGAAAAAAGUACAGAAACCAACUCAAUUGAAAGACGGUGAUAUCGUUUCGAUUCUUGGUAGAAAAUUCCAAUUCAAUACCUCGCAACUCAUCAGCACUCCAAAGACACCGAAACUCUCCAAAGUUCCAAUAAGUGAAAGAAAAAAGAUUCCACUUCAACCACUCGAUAAUAUUAUGGCAGAUAACAAUAGCAAUGCUGCUUCGCCUGCUGCCACCAAGAAGCCGUUGGUCGCACCAAGCACCGUCGCAAAGAUCAACGUCUCCAAAGGAACACAAUUGAUAAAGAAACAACAGCCAAUUAAAUUGUUUGCUGAGCCAACUCCUCAGAAGCAAACAAAGCGUGCCGCCACUCCCUACAAGAGAGUUCAAUUGGAAGAUUGUUCAUCCGAUGAAGAGGAUGAGCAUAUGGACAACAAUGAAAAUAAUAGCAACAACAGUCAAUUCAGUAGUGAUGAAGAUGACAACUCUGAGAAUUACAAUUAUGACAACAACGAUGUAAUGUCUACACCAGGCUCACAGUAUUCCACACCGACCAGCAUGUUCAAUGCCUCGUCGAGUAUGUCGCCACCAAACACUCCGUACUCUGUGUACUCGAAUAACUCGGCACUCUCUGCCAACUCCAAGACCACCAAGUCUGGUAGCAAGUCGACACCCGGCGUCGUUCAGUUUGACGUCGCCACACCGGCACCUUCCACAACCAAGCCAAUUCGUGGCAUCCUCAAGACCCCACGUCCAAAGCCAUACGAAAUGACACCGGAAGGUACACUCGCCAUGUCCACCUUUAUGAACUCGACUUCCAACGUUGACGGUACCAUCCCAUUCCACCUCACUCAAAGUGUUCUCCAAUACCAACAACCACAACAAACACCAGCCAGACAACAAGUUACUACUGCAAAGACACCGAUUUCCAUCCUCAAGUCAUCGAUUGCCAAAGUAGAUCAACAACAACAACCAAACACUACCACUCCAAACAAGAAGGGAAUCAAGAUUGCAGCCAACAAUCACACAUUGGAGUUCAAAAAGAAUGAAGUAAUCUUGUCCACUCCAGCCAAACGUCUCAGUACCAACAACUCUCCAAUGUCCACUGAUGAUCUUGAAAUGGAAGAAGAACCAGUUGUUGUUGCUAGUGAAGAACAAGAACAACAACAACUUGAGGAGAUGGAGGAAGAACAAGAGGAAGAGACUACCACUUCAACAAAGAAUAAGAAGAACAAGAAGAAGAAGAACAACAAGAAAGCUCAGCCACUUGUUAUUGUUCCAAGACAUACUCCAGACGAGAAGAAUCAAAACAAGCCAAAUACAUUCAAUCGUAUUGAUGGAUCUUUGAUUUCUCCAGCUGCCACUCCAGUCGUCGCCACUAGAACUUCAGAUCCAUUGGUGAAGCGUACCGUUCGUGAGCAAAUCAGAUCCACCGAUGCUGAUAUUGUCACAUUCGAUGACUCUUUUGCCAGUGACUACAGUAUCUUUACACCAGCCGCAAGUCGUCGUGCCUCCACACUGUCCAACAAGAACUCACCCAUUUUCACACCACAACGCUUGUCCUUGCCCACAUCCGCUGGUACCCCACUGUCCAGACAAUCCACACCAAACUCUGCUCGUAAAUCUCUGUUCGAAUCGAUCUCAUCUGCCAUUUCUUCUCUCUCCAAUUCUUCAACACCAAACAAAAGACAACAAGUCGAAGAAGAAGAAGAAGUCGAAGAGGAAGAAGAUGUUAUGAUGGAAGAUGAGUUGGAAGAAGAAGAAGAAGACGAAUAUUACUCUGCUAAUGACAGUAUCUAUACUGAGAAUCAAGAAGAAGUAGAGGAGCAAGAAGAGUUAGAAGAGCAAGAAGAGUUGGAGGAGUUGGAAGAAGAAGAAGAAAUUGAAGAGGAGGAGGAAGUUGACGGUGUGUCUUACGAAGGAGUCGAAGAAGCCGAUGAAGAAGAGGAAGUCGACGAAGAGUUUGAAGAUGCUCAAGAGAAUAACUAUGCUGAUGUAGAGUUUGACACCGAUAAUCAUUUUGCUUCAAGUGCUUCCGAUGAGCAAGAUCAAGAGGAAGUAGAAGAGGAAGAAGAAGACGACGAUGAGUUGUACGUAGAAGAAGCUGAUGAAGAAACUGAAACCGAUCAACUCGAAGGUGAACAAGUCAAUGCCGAAAUUUCUCAGCUUGCCGAAGAAGAGAUCAUUUCUGAAAUUGCUGAUUUGGCUGAAGAAGCAGCAGAGUAUUUGGAAGAGGAGUUGGAACUUCAAGAAGAUGAGGAACUUGAAUUGGCCGAAGAGGAAGCUGAGGAAGAAGAGGAAGAAGUAGAGGAAGAUCUCGAAGAGAACCUUGAAACUGCUGAUCCUAUUGAAUUCCACCAAGACGAAUUGGAGUUGGCUCAUGCAUUGGACGCUGAGAAUGCCGAGGCUGAACUGGCCGAAGACGAGUUGGAAGAAGAACUCGAAGAAACAGAGUUGGCUGAGGAAGAGGUUGACGAAGAACAAGAUGCUUCGAACUUGGUCGAGCAAGACGAUGACGAGACCGACGAAGACCAAGAGGAGCCAGACUUUGAUGCACUCGAGUAUGCAGAGGACUACGAAGAAGAAGAAGAAGAAGAUAUAGGAGAACUCGAAGAAUUCGAAGAAGCCGACCAAUACCCAGAGGAAGAGGCAGACUCUGAUGCGCUUGAACUUGAAGACGAGUUCAAUGCCGAUGAAGAGUUGGUUCAAGACGACGCUGACGAAUUGGAUGCCGACAAUCAAGAGGACAUCAUGGAUGGUGUUGAAUACGAAGAGGAGUUGAAGGAAGAUGACUCUGAAGAAGAAGAAGAGGAAGAGGAAGAGGAGGAGGAGGAGGAGAAUGUUGAUGAUAUUCAGAUGGAUGACGAGCAUUACAUUCAAGAGUUUGAUGAAGUUCCAUUUGAAGAUGAAGUGGCGGAAGAGGAAGAAGAGGAGGAGGCAAACAUUCAAAAUGUUGUUCAAACCCCUGUAAAAUCCUCCACUCCAGUCAAGUCUCAAACACCAGCUAAGAUUCAGACACCACUCAAGACUCAAACGCCAGUCAAGUCUCAAACCCCAGCCAAGGUUGAGCAAACUCCACUCAAGACUCAAACACCAGUCAAGACUCAGACACCAGUCAAGACUCAAACACCAGCCAAGGUUGCUCAGACACCAAUCAAGGUUGAGCAAACACCACUCAAGUCUCAAACACCAGCCAAGUCUCAAACACCAGCCAAGACUGCCCAAACCCCAGCCAAGGUCGAACAAACACCAAUUAAGACUCAAACACCAAUUAAGGUUCAAACACCAGCCAAGACUCAGACACCAGUCAAGACUCAAACACCAGCCAAGACUCAGACACCAGUUAAAGUUGAAAGUCCAGUUGUCACUUCACAAAGUUCCACACCAAUUUCCGAUCCAAAGAAGCGUAAGAGUAUUUCAAUGAGUGAUUUGUUCACUGACUCUGCUGUCAAACCAAGAAAAUCAUUGGCCACAACACCCAGCACUGAAACUCCUUCUGCCAUGCGUUCUUUGAGAAGAAGCUUUGUUUCUACCAUUGACAGUUUCGAUCCAGAUUUAGUCCACUCUGUCUCAUCCAGACCACAGAUUCCACAACAAGAUGACUCCAAUCUCGAGAAGGAAUUCGAAUCUGAAUUGACCAUCGAGGAGCAACCAGCCGAAGUCGAGCAACCAACUCCAUCAAAAUCAAAGAGAUCAAAGCGUGCCAAGAAAUCUGUAGUCGAAGAAGAACCACAAUUCACUGAGGAGCAUGUUGAUGAACCAAUGAUUGAGGAGACUUCAGCAGAUGUUGUUGAGGAAGAAGUACAAGAAGAGGUUGUUCCAGAGCCAACACCAAAGAAGUCCAAGAGAUCCAAGACCAAGGCAAAGCGUAAUCAAGAACCAGAGCCAGUCGUUGAAGAAAAACCAGAGCCAGUCGUCGAAGAGGUAGUUCCAGAGCCAACAACAAAGAAGUCGAGAAGAUCAAAGAAAGAGAAAGUUGUCGAGACUCCAGUUGAAGAGGAGGAACCACAACCAGUUGUAGAGGAAGCAGUCCCAGAACCAACAACAAAGAAGUCCAGAAGAUCAAAGAAGACUGUUGAGCCGGUUGUUGAAGAAGAACCCGAGCCAGUCGUCGAAGAGGUAGUUCAAGAGCCAACAACAAAGAAGUCGAGAAGAUCAAAGAAGACAGUUGAACAAGUCGUCGAAGAGGAGCCUGAGCCAGUCGUCGAAGAGGUAGUUCAAGAGCCAACAACAAAGAAGUCGAGAAGAUCAAAGAAAACUGUUGAACCAGUCGUCGAAGAGGAAGUAGCGAAAGUUGAGGAAGUCAAGCCAACCAAAAAGUCAUCAAAGAAGAGAGCUGCCGUUGAGGAACCAGUUGUCGUCGAAGCCGAAGAAGAAGUAGUGGAGGAAGUCAAGCCAACCAAAUCUUCAAGAACCAAGUCAUCAAAGAAAGAACAACCGGAAGUUGUUGAGCAAGAGGAGAAACCAUCCAAGAGAUCAAAGUCUUCGAAAUCAUCAAAGAAGGAACAACCAGUCGUUGAUGAAGCUGAGCAAGAACAAGCACAAGUUGAGGAAGUUGCAGCCAAGUCUUCCAGAACCAAGUCUUCUAAAUCAAAGAAAGCUGUUGUUGCUGAGCCAGUAGUUGAAGAGGUCGUUGAGGAAGUCAAGUCGACCAAGUCUUCAAAAUCAAAGACAUCAUCAAAGUCCAAGAAGGAACCAGUCGUCGAGGAUGAAGAAAUGGAACAAGAGGAAGUUCAAACCAAGCCAGCCAGUAAAUCAUCUUCAAGAUCAAAGUCAUCAUCAAAGUCAAAGAAACAACAAGAGGAAGUAGAAGAAGUAGAACAAGAGGAAGAGGAGAAAUCAACAAAGAAAGGAAAGAGAUCAACUACCUCUGCUCCAAUCGAAGAAGAGAAACCAAAGAAGAAAUCAAGAGCAAAGUAUCAUUACUAA
This is a messenger RNA of Heterostelium album PN500, 5142 nucleotides long. RefSeq lists its product as uncharacterized. The coding region runs from base 1 to 5142 and encodes 1713 amino acids. Gene Ontology annotation, biological process: regulation of chromosome segregation; regulation of mitotic nuclear division. NCBI's taxonomy places the organism in Eukaryota, Evosea, Eumycetozoa, Acytosteliales, Acytosteliaceae. Gene Ontology annotation, cellular component: chromosome; nucleus. The record is from RefSeq and is a predicted model, not a curated record. Gene Ontology annotation, molecular function: protein binding. The transcript is spliced from 4 exons.